GCGCGGCCGGCGGGAGGACGGGGCGUUCGGCUGGGCCCGGCCACAGGUAACCCGGAGGCUCUCGCCGCCCGCGGCGCCCAGAGCGCUUUGUGACCAGAUGCGAAGCCCAGCGGAGGGCGCGAGCCAGAUGCGGGGCGACAGCUGACUUGCUGCGAGGAGGCAGGGAGGCGCGGAGCCCGCGGGUGGUCCCUACGCGGUUGAUCCCUGCGCGGUUGACGUCUCCUCCGCCGGCUCCUGGGCGCCGCAAGAUAAACUUCUCACCAUGAAGGCCCCUGCUGUGCUUGCACCUGGCAUCCUUGUGCUUCUGUUUACCUUGGUGCAGAAGAGCAAUGGGGAGUGUAAAGAGGCACUAGUAAAGUCCAAGAUGAAUGUGAACAUGCAGUAUCAGCUUCCUAACUUCACAGCAGAAACACCCAUUCAGAAUGUCGUUUCGCACAAGCAUCACAUUUACCUCGGUGCCAUUAACUACCUUUACGUUUUAAAUGACAAAGACCUUCAGAAGGUUGCUGAGUACAAGACUGGGCCUGUGCUGGAACACCCAGAUUGUUUCCCAUGUCAGAACUGCAGCCACAAAGCCAAUUUAUCAGGUGGCGUUUGGAAAGAUAACAUCAACAUGGCUCUGCUUGUUGACACGUACUAUGAUGACCAACUCAUUAGCUGCGGCAGUGUCCACAGAGGGACCUGCCAGCGACACGUCCUUCCACCUGACAAUACUGCUAACAUACAGUCGGAGGUUCAUUGCAUGUACUCUCCGCAGGCAGACGAAGAGCCCAGCCAAUGUCCUGACUGUGUGGUGAGUGCCCUGGGAACCAAAGUCCUGCUGUCUGAAAAGGAUCGAUUCAUCAACUUCUUCGUGGGCAAUACCAUAAAUUCUUCUUACCUUCCAGAUCAUUCAUUGCAUUCGAUAUCUGUGAGAAGGCUAAAGGAAACGCAAGAUGGUUUUAAGUUUUUGACAGACCAAUCCUAUAUUGAUGUUCUACCUGAGUUCCGAGAUUCCUACCCCAUUAAGUAUGUCCACGCCUUUGAAAGCAACCAUUUUAUUUACUUUUUGACAGUCCAACGGGAAACUCUAGAUGCUCAGACUUUUCACACAAGAAUAAUCAGGUUCUGUUCAGUAGACUCUGGUUUGCAUUCGUACAUGGAAAUGCCUCUGGAGUGUAUUCUCACAGAAAAGAGAAGAAAGAGAUCCACAAGGGAGGAAGUGUUUAAUAUUCUCCAAGCUGCGUAUGUCAGUAAGCCUGGGACCCAGCUCGCUAAGCAAAUAGGUGCCAACCUGAAUGAUGACAUUCUCUACGGGGUGUUUGCACAAAGCAAGCCAGAUUCUGUCGAACCAAUGAAUCGCUCUGCUGUCUGUGCGUUCCCUGUCAAAUAUGUCAAUGAGUUCUUCAACAAGAUCGUCAACAAAAACAAUGUGAGAUGUCUCCAGCAUUUUUAUGGCCCCAACCACGAACACUGCUUCAAUAGGACACUUUUGAGAAAUUCAUCAGGCUGCGAAGUGCGCAGUGAUGAAUACCGAACGGAGUUUACCACAGCUUUGCAGCGCGUUGACUUAUUCAUGGGCCAGUUCAACCAAGUCCUCUUAACAUCUAUAUCCACCUUUAUUAAAGGAGACCUCACCAUCGCUAAUCUUGGAACGUCAGAGGGUCGAUUCAUGCAGGUUGUGGUUUCUCGAUCAGGAUCAUUAACCCCACACGUGAAUUUUCGCCUGGAUUCCCACCCUGUGUCUCCAGAAGCAAUUGUGGAGCACCCGCUAAACCAAAAUGGCUAUACACUCGUUGUCACUGGGAAGAAGAUCACCAAGAUCCCGCUGAAUGGCUUGGGCUGUGAACAUUUCCAGUCCUGCAGUCAGUGCCUCUCCGCCCCUUCCUUUGUGCAGUGUGGCUGGUGCCAUGAUAAAUGUGUGCGAUUGGAGGAAUGCCCUGGUGGAACAUGGACUCAAGAGACCUGUCUGCCUACAAUCUACAAGGUUUUCCCAACUAGUGCCCCCCUUGAAGGAGGGACAACGCUGACCAUAUGUGGCUGGGACUUUGGAUUCAAGAAGAAUAAUAAAUUUGACUUGAAGAAAACCAAAGUUCUCCUUGGAAAUGAGAGCUGCACCUUGACUUUAAGUGAGAGCACGAUAAACAUGUUGAAAUGCACAGUUGGUCCUGCAAUGAAUGAACAUUUCAAUAUGUCCAUAGUUAUUUCAAACAGUCGAGGGACCGUACAUUAUAGUACAUUUUCCUAUGUGGAUCCUAUAAUAAAAAGUAUUUCUCCAAGUUAUGGUCCUAAAACUGGUGGCACUUUACUUACAUUAACUGGAAAGCACCUGAACAGUGGAAAUUCUAGACACAUUUCAAUUGGUGGAAAAACAUGUACUUUAAAAAGUGUUUCAGAUAGUAUUCUCGAAUGUUAUACCCCAGCCCAAAGCACUGCAACUGAGUUUCCUAUUAAAUUGAAAAUUGACUUAGCCAACCGAGAGAUGAACAGCUUCAUUUACCGGGAAGACCCCAUUGUCUAUGAAAUACAUCCCACCAAAUCUUUUGUUAGUGGUGGGAGCACAAUAACAGGUGUUGGAAAAAACCUGAAUUCAGUUAGUAUCCUGAGGAUGGUAAUAAAUGUGCACGAAGCGGGAAGGAACUUCACAGUGGCAUGUCAGCAUCGCUCUAAUUCGGAGAUAAUCUGCUGUACAACUCCUUCACUACAACAGCUGAACCUACAACUCCCCCUGAAAACCAAAGCCUUUUUCAUGUUAGAUGGGAUCCAUUCCAAAUACUUUGAUCUCAUUUAUGUACAUAAUCCUGUGUUUAAGCCUUUUGAAAAGCCAGUGAUGAUCUCAAUAGGCAAUGAAAAUGUACUGGAAAUCAAGGGAAACGAUAUUGACCCUGAAGCAGUUAAAGGUGAAGUGUUAAAAGUUGGAAAUAAGAGCUGUGAGAAUAUACACUCACAUUCUGAAGCCGUUUUAUGUACGGUCCCCAAUGACCUGCUGAAAUUGAACAGCGAACUAAAUAUAGAGUGGAAGCAAGCAAUUUCUUCAACUGUCCUUGGAAAAGUGAUAGUUCAACCAGAUCAGAAUUUCACAGGACUGAUUGUUGGUGUUGUCUCAAUAUCAAUAAUACUCUUAUUAUUACUUGGGCUGUUCCUGUGGCUGAAAAAGAGAAAGCAAAUUAAAGAUCUGGGCAGUGAAUUAGUUCGCUAUGAUGCAAGGGUACACACUCCUCAUUUGGAUCGGCUUGUAAGUGCCCGAAGUGUAAGCCCAACUACAGAAAUGGUUUCAAAUGAAUCUGUAGACUACAGAGCUACUUUUCCAGAAGACCAGUUUCCUAACUCAUCUCAGAAUGGGUCAUGCAGACAAAUGCAGUAUCCUCUGACAGACCUAUCCCCCAUCCUAACUAGUGGGGACUCUGAUAUAUCCAGUCCAUUACUGCAAAAUACUGUCCACAUUGACCUCAGUGCUCUAAAUCCAGAGCUGGUCCAGGCAGUUCAGCACGUAGUGAUUGGGCCAAGCAGCCUGAUUGUGCAUUUCAAUGAAGUCAUAGGAAGAGGACAUUUUGGGUGUGUAUAUCAUGGGACUUUGUUGGACAACGAUGAUAAGAAAAUUCACUGUGCUGUGAAAUCCUUGAAUAGAAUCACUGACAUAGGAGAAGUUUCCCAAUUUCUGACCGAGGGAAUCAUCAUGAAAGAUUUUAGUCAUCCCAAUGUUCUCUCGCUCUUGGGAAUCUGCCUUCGAAGUGAGGGGUCUCCACUGGUGGUCCUACCGUACAUGAAACAUGGGGAUCUUCGAAAUUUCAUUAGAAAUGAGACUCACAACCCCACUGUAAAAGAUCUUAUUGGCUUUGGUCUUCAAGUAGCCAAAGGCAUGAAAUAUCUUGCAAGCAAAAAGUUUGUCCACAGAGACUUGGCUGCAAGAAACUGUAUGCUGGAUGAAAAAUUCACUGUCAAAGUUGCUGAUUUUGGCCUUGCCAGAGACGUGUAUGAUAAGGAAUACUAUAGCGUACACAACAAAACAGGUGCAAAACUGCCGGUGAAGUGGAUGGCUUUAGAAAGCCUGCAAACUCAGAAAUUUACCACCAAGUCAGAUGUGUGGUCCUUUGGCGUGCUCCUCUGGGAACUGAUGACAAGAGGAGCACCACCUUAUCCUGAUGUCAACACCUUUGAUAUCACAGUAUAUUUGUUGCAAGGCAGAAGGCUCCUACAACCUGAAUACUGCCCAGAUCCCUUGUAUGAAGUGAUGCUGAAAUGCUGGCACCCUAAAGCUGAACUGCGCCCAUCCUUUUCUGAACUGGUCUCCAGGAUAUCAGUGAUAUUCUCUACUUUCAUUGGGGAGCACUAUGUCCACGUGAACGCUACAUACGUGAAUGUCAAAUGUGUCGCUCCAUAUCCUUCUCUGUUGUCAUCACAAGAUAAUGUUGAUGGCGAGGGGGACACAUGAUGGAUGGAGGCACCUGUACCAGCAGCCCCCUUCUGAGAAGCAUCACUGAACUGUCCAAACAACAGUCCACACUUUGUCCAAUAUUUUUUUCACUGCCUGGCCACUGAAAGGCCACCAGGUAUUAUUUGCUUUUGCCAAAAUUGCACUAUUAUAGGACCUUAUAUUGUUAUUUAAAGUGACUGGAUUCUACGGAAUUUCUCAUCUGACAAAGCAUCGGAGCCAGAAGCUUGGCCCCACAGGCCAGUGACCAACAGCAAUCCUGCAACUGUGAUGACGCUUCUGUCACAUUCAGGCCAAAACCUGAAAGCUGGGUUGAAAUUUUUAAAAAUCAGGAUCCCACCUGAUUUCAUAUGGGGAACUGAAGCAAUGCAUUUUGAGGGCUUCUUGAUCACAGAAAAUUCAAAAGAAGUGGUAAUGUCCAGGACAGACAUGGCAGCCCUGGGACCAGGCCGCUCAUUUAGAAUUAAAGUAUUUCAAAUAACUUUUAUGUGUUGUAUGAACAACACAUUUUUUUUAUUACUGGUGUUGUCAUUUGCCCAUUAGGUAAACAUUCCCUUUUAAAUUUUUGUCUACACAUUCCUUUUAUUGGAGAACUAUCCAUAGACAACACGGUCAACAUUUCAAAACAGCAGGACAUGAAAUGUGUUUAUAAAUUAGUAGGAAUAUUUACAUAUGUACAUAGACAACGUUAAGGUUUUCAUAAAAUAGCUUAGUCACAGUGAAAUAUUUGUCAUUUA
Molecule: messenger RNA, 5148 nt
Organism: Eubalaena glacialis (North Atlantic right whale)
Lineage: Eukaryota; Metazoa; Chordata; Mammalia; Artiodactyla; Balaenidae
Gene: MET
Product: MET proto-oncogene, receptor tyrosine kinase
Exons: 21
Coding region: 263-4411 (1382 amino acids)
Biological process (GO): cell surface receptor protein tyrosine kinase signaling pathway; regulation of cell migration; negative regulation of cell adhesion
Cellular component (GO): membrane; semaphorin receptor complex
Molecular function (GO): protein binding; semaphorin receptor activity; ATP binding
Source: RefSeq, a predicted model, not a curated record